CUCAAACAUCACCACUCACACACCAAUCCAAAGUGAUUAAAAGUAUUAGUAACCAAAAGUCAUUUUCCAAGUUCCAAAUGGCUUCCAAGGUUGCUAUAAUUCUUGCCCUCAACAUCCUCUUUUUCACUGCUGUAACCUCCAACUAUGUUCCAUGUCCACCACCACCCACAAAAGACCACAAUCACUCACAUCCAAAGAACCCAACAUGUCCUAGAGACACAAUUAAGUUUGGUGUGUGUGCUGAUGUAUUAGGUUUGAUUAAUGUUGAACUUGGUAAGCCACCAAAGACACCAUGCUGUUCUCUCAUUGAUGGUCUUGCUAAUCUUGAAGCUGCUGUCUGUCUUUGCACUGCUCUUAAGGCUAAUGUCUUGGGCAUUAACCUUAAUCUUCCAAUUAAUUUGAGCUUGAUACUUAAUUACUGUGGAAAGGGAGUUCCAAAGAAGUUCGUUUGCGCUUAAUUAAUAUAUGUGUGUAUUGUGUCACACUAUUAUCUUAUGGUUUGCUGGUUUUGUACUACUUUGUUGCAUUCUUUCUCCCACGCCUUUUAUUUGUUUUCGCCAAUGAACAUUUUGUUCAUACUUGAACUUGAUUAUUGUUGUGAUGGUUGGAAAUUGAAACAACUUUGUCUUCUUUUUCAGCCACUAUUAUGACUAUAUUGUAUUUUGUACUAUUCCAUCUAAGUGAUAUUUCUUGUGUUAAUACAAAACUUACAUUUAAGCAAAUUAAUA
This is a messenger RNA of Vicia villosa (hairy vetch), 728 nucleotides long. RefSeq names its product 14 kDa proline-rich protein DC2.15-like. The transcript has a single exon. Bases 78 to 458 code for a protein of 126 amino acids. The record is from RefSeq and is a predicted model, not a curated record. Lineage: Eukaryota; Viridiplantae; Streptophyta; Magnoliopsida; Fabales; Fabaceae.